AUGACAGCAGGAGUAGAAAAAUUCGUGGAGGACAUUCGAGGGCGGGUUGAAACCUACUGUGAAAACGGCCAAGGUUUCACUUGGAGUGGAAAGAUGCAUUUUAUUGAGUCAUGGUUUCGCGACCGUCAAGGUUACAGGGCAAGAGUCGUCAAUUAUCUCGAAAAUCGCAAAAGAAAAGGAACCAGCGGUAACAGAGUUCACAAAGGCAGCGGAUCCUGGAUCGAGGUCAAAACCUUCCAAUGGCUUCAGAAGAACUAUCCUGUCAUACUAGGCUUUGAGACAGAUUCUUCAGGCCAUUAUGCCGUGGCUACAAAAUUCCGCAUAUAUAUGAAAGCUAGACGAUCACGUUGCUCUCACGCUUCUUUUCGAUGCUCAAUUCGCGAUAUGGUCUACUUCAAGUUCUUUCUACAUUAUGGAUGGGCAGGUGAAAGAAAUGACUGGAUGGACGUCACUCCUUUCAGUGCCCACGUUGCCUAUCUGAAAUAA
Molecule: messenger RNA, 486 nt
Organism: Porites evermanni
Lineage: Eukaryota; Metazoa; Cnidaria; Anthozoa; Scleractinia; Poritidae
Source: the annotation of a GenBank genome assembly